Messenger RNA from Puccinia graminis f. sp. tritici CRL 75-36-700-3, 1936 nucleotides. RefSeq lists its product as uncharacterized. NCBI's taxonomy places the organism in Eukaryota, Fungi, Basidiomycota, Pucciniomycetes, Pucciniales, Pucciniaceae. The record is from RefSeq and is a predicted model, not a curated record. The transcript is spliced from 2 exons. The coding region runs from base 226 to 1662 and encodes 478 amino acids.
GCUAAUUUAGCCUUGUGUGCAUGUCUGAUGAAGAUGAUUGGGGAUGAAGAUGAUGCUCCUAUUUGGGUUGGGUUGGGUUGUCAGUCUCCUGAUAGAAGACAGGAGAGGAGGAGUUGAGUCAUACAUAUCUAAAGUUGACUGACCAGCAACCGAGCAAAGAACAGAAAAAACCAUCAACAAACCAAACAACAACCCAUCAACCAACAAACCAACCAACAACCGACGAUGAACCGCAUCCACAUCUGCUUCUUCUUCUUCUUGAUCCUCCUUGUACUAACGACUGGAAACAGCUACUCGAGCGAGACUGAGAUCAAGGACCAAGCUGGCGGAAGACGACUGACAACCACAACAGCAACAACGAGGAUGGAGGAGCAGACUCAAGAGCCAUCGCUCGACCAACAGCAGCAGAAAACGCUCCAGGAGCAAGAGCAACUCGAGCCCGCAGACGAGCUGAAUCACUCUUCCUCCUCCUCCUCGUCGAGUCAGAACGAACGAGGCCGACUUGAUGGACACUCCUCCAGCUCCAAGCAGACCCUCAUCAACUUCUCCUCCGCCUCUGCCGACCCACUCGGCCAUCUCCAAUCGUCCUCUCGUCCUCUACCAUCCGCUAAACCCAAGAAAAAAACCCUCUUCUUCGCCGCCUCUCUCCAGAAAUUCUUCCGCUCCCUCUUCGUCCUCUUCACGACCAGAAACCCCAUCUGGAACCUCUCUUUCAUCCUCGUCAAGUCCAUCUUCUCGUACUCCUUUCGCAUCUUUUAUGCCUCUGUUGCCGCUUUAUUCGGCUUUCUGACACAUCUUAUGGUUUGGUUUUGGGACGAAAUCUUGUUUCCGAUGACGUAUCCGAUCAGAUUAGUUUUCUGGAUGCUGAUCACACAACCGCUCAACCUCAGCAAGACGAUCCUGAAGAAACUGAAGCCGGUGAUUCUCUUCCUGCUCUCGGCGAUUGGGCUGGGGGUGAUGAUCGGGAUGGUGGGCAGCUCGACGCAUCUGCGGAUCGGCAAUUGGUUGUUCCCCUUGCACCAUUCACACACCGCAGACAAGAAGCACAAUCCCAAGGAGAAUAAGAAGACGCGGAAAUCGGGGAUGCUAAGGUCGUCGGAUAGGGGUCUGGCGAAGCGGCCGGAAACCGAUGACUUGGCUAGCCACACUCCUUCCCCCCACCCCCACCGACGUCCCGAAGAAAUCCCCCAACAAGAAAAAAGAGACAAAAAAAACCAAGCAGGAUCUAACAAAUCCAGGCCGCCGCCCGAGGCGGAUGAUCUAACAAUGCCAGAAGAAGAAGAAGAAGGAGAUUGGAUGAGUUCCAAGAGAGAAACCGAGCUCUCGAGUGCGCUGGAGCCGAACCAGACUCGGUACACCUCUGCGGUCCACCAGAAGCUCUUUUCGCAGCCCUCCUCAUCCGCCCGCCAUCGUCAUCUACCCCACCAUCCUUCGUCUUCUGACGGCGAAGACGACGACGACCCGGCCGUCUCUUCUUCUCUUUCUCCUGCUUCCUCCGCCGCUCUCACUUCUCCUCCUAAACGUCCGCACCAUUCUUGGUCUUCUACUGCUCCUGCCGACUCCAUUUCCAUCCUCAAAUCCUCCCCUCCUCCUCAGAACUCCUCCUCUUCCACCUCUAUUACCCCCUCUCGUAAAAAGAAAGUGACGUUUAAAACUGAUUGAUCGGAUAUCACAUUGCCUAUCUUACUUAUCUGAUCUCUCUCUCUGUUUGGUUUGGCAUACAACUCGAUACAUAUUUCUCUUACAAACUACCCUCGACUUAUUCCCAUAUUUCAUAUACCCUCUCAUAUUUAUAUAUAUAAACAAGCAGAUUUAGAUACCCUAGCCUGUCGGUCCCCUCAUCACUUGCUCCAUUUAAUGCCCCCCUUUUGUUGUUGUUGUUUUAGUAUUCAUUUUCUUUAGUGUGUUUUACAAGAGGAGAGAGCAGGGGGGGAAG